GAUACUGAAGGAAAACUAUAAAAUCAGAAAAUAUUGUUGAUUGCUACAAAUUGUCUAACGGAAAAGCCUUGUAGAAGUGCGCGGAUAUGACCCAUCGCGUUAAAGUCUUCUACAAACAGUGCAGAAAUCUGAUUUGUGCUCUUUUUGUGAAAGACAUCAACAGAAUUGAAUAUACCCGCUCAUUUCUAAGGGCAUCUUCAGCGGUGGUUCAAAUCGCUGUUUUGUUCUAUUUUUUUGGAACAAACCCAAAUUCACUGCUGCACCGGUGGUGUAAAUUUUAUUUUAUACCAGAUCUAAACUGGAAAAUUUUAAAACUGGUAGUUUCACAUUAGCGUUGUGCGGGUGUUAAACAAAUGAACAAUGCAUAGAUUAAUCACAAUUAAUUCGAAACACUUUAUGAAACUUAUUUUGCUACUUGAUGCAUCCUGUUUGUGGCUUUUGUUUUUUUAAGCAUGUCUCAGUCUCAGUGCCAGUCGCAAUCGGACAACAAACGAGGGAAAAACUGGUCCGAAGAAGAAAACGAACAGCCCUGUCGUUCUUGGGUGAAAGUAACUAAAGACCCUAUCAAAGGAACCGACCAGCAGAAGGGAGAAUUCUGGAAGGCCGUAAAGGACCACGCUCAGAUUCAACUAUCGUCCUUUGCAAAUCGACCGACGGAUGGUAUACGUUAACGGUUUGUAACCAUCAGCCAUCAGGUAGCCAAAUACGUUGGCUGUUCAGCCUUCGUCAACCGCCUCAAUUGUAGUGGGACUACCAAGGACGAUCAGUAUCAAGAGGCCAGAAAAAUGUUCCUGGAAGACACUGGACUGAAAACAUUCAAAAUACAGGCAUGCUAUGAUAUCCUUAAGGACGAGCCUAAAUUCAAAGAGCUGCAAGAUUCGAAGAAUUUGAUAAAGCGGAAACGGAAGGCGAAUAUCUCCGCGAUCGAAGAAGAUGCACCUGUUGCUUUACCUAGUGAUGAUGAUACCCAACCCUCAACAUCGAAUACUAUCCGUACAGCACGACCGGUUGGACAGAAAAAAGCAAAAAUGCUACAGCAAAACAAAGACACAACGUCUGAGGCUUCGUGGGACAAAGUAUUACAGGAAAUAAAAAGAAAGAAUGAAAUACUUGAACGGCAAUCAAAUGAGAUUCGACGUGCUUCAGACAUAAAAAUAAUCACUACUCCAAUCGAAGGACUGGACGAAAUGUCAAAAAGCCUUCUACUUCAACUGAAGGCAGAGCUGGUGGUCAAAUUUAAUUCGAAUAGGACUGAAGAUUUUCUCGAUGAUAGAGCCUCCUCGUCGAAUUGUGUCGAUUUCGAGUCAGGUUGUAUUGGAGAGCCGGAACCCGAAAAAGAUACUGAUGUUCCGGUUUAAAAUACAAAUCUUCAAAUGAAAUAAUUUAAAAUGUUUUGUUUCA
Wyeomyia smithii (pitcher-plant mosquito) is the source of this 1401-nucleotide messenger RNA. RefSeq lists its product as uncharacterized. Lineage: Eukaryota; Metazoa; Arthropoda; Insecta; Diptera; Culicidae. The coding region runs from base 786 to 1358 and encodes 190 amino acids. The record is from RefSeq and is a predicted model, not a curated record. The transcript is spliced from 4 exons.